Molecule: messenger RNA, 1599 nt
Organism: Fulvia fulva
Lineage: Eukaryota; Fungi; Ascomycota; Dothideomycetes; Mycosphaerellales; Mycosphaerellaceae
Product: Purine-cytosine permease FCY2
Exons: 4
Coding region: 1-1599 (532 amino acids)
Biological process (GO): transmembrane transport
Cellular component (GO): plasma membrane; fungal-type vacuole membrane
Molecular function (GO): transmembrane transporter activity
Source: RefSeq, a predicted model, not a curated record
AUGGCCUGGGACGAAGAAAAGCAACAUGGUCAACCCGAAGAGCUCAUCUCGAGCAUACCAGACCGACCACAAAGACCCCUCACCGCAGACGAAAAGCUCGCAGCCACGCAAGUCAACGUAGACUCCAGAGUGCCAUCAAGCGAAAGUGGGAGUGAAAAUGACACCACGAACGUCUACAAUAACGUAACCGUCACCCAAGACAACGGGAUCCUCUCCAAGCUCCGCAACUUCGAAGCUCUGCUCGACCGCAACCUCGGCGUCGAGUCGGAAGCCAUCGAUAGGAAACUCCCACAGGACCGCAAACCGCAACCAUGGCAUGCACAGCUUAACAUGGCGUUGCUCUGGGCGAGCGGGACUAUGAAUGUCUCCUGCUUCGCGACAGGUCUCUUGGGCUGGGAGUUCGGCUUGUCACUCAAGCAAAGCAUCCUGAUCGUCGUCUUCGCCUCUUUGCUCGGAGGCGCGGUCAGUGGAUUCUGCGCUACGAUGGGUGCCGCGACUGGACUCAGGCAGAUUUCGAUCGGGAGGUAUAGUAUGGGGUGGUGGCCGAAUAGGAUCAUUGCGGCGCUGAAUACAGUCCAGCAGAUCGGGUGGAGUGCUGUGGGGUGUAUUACUGGAGGGUUGGCGUUGACUGCUGUGUCUGAUGGUGGGGUCUCAAUCAUUCCAGGAAUUAUCAUCAUCGCUUGCUGCAGUCUGGCGACCAGCUUCCUGGGAUUGAGGGCGAUUUUGGCGUAUGAGAAGUAUGCGUGGUUGGUGUACUUCACCAUCUUCUUGGUGAUCUUUGGCGAGACUGGGAGCUCUCCUGCUUCUGUGAAGGGCGCGGAUUUGAGUGGCACGGUCUUGUCGCUUCUGGCUAUCGUCUAUGGAUCCUCGGCUUCGUGGGCUACGAUUGCGAGCGACUACUACGUUCACUAUGCUGUGGAUGUCAAUCGUACCAAGGUCUUCUUUAUGACGACUUUCGGAAUCGCGAUACCGACUAGCAUCGGCAUGAUGGCCGGCUGCGUCGCCAUGAACAACCGCCCAGACUGGAAGGACUCCUACGAGAACCGAGGCCUCGGAUUCCUCAUCAGGGACAUGCUGUACCCGAGCGGCUUCGCCAAGUUCAUACUGGUCCUACUGGUCCUUUCUGGCAUCAACAUGAACGUGCUCAACACCUACAGCGCGGGCCUAAGUUGCCAGCAAUUCUCGCGGCCAUUCUCCAAGAUCCCGCGUUUCAUCUGGACUAUUCUAUGCUUUGGCGUAAUCGUAGCAUUGGCUCUGGCUGGUAGAAAUCACCUUCUCACUUACCUGCAGAACUUCCUCAGUCUGCUCGGAUAUUGGUGCACGAGCUACGCCCUCUUCAGGAAGGGCAAGUUCGCGAACUACGAUCUGGAAGGCUGGAACGACCCAAGUCGACUGCCGCUGGGUAUUGCUGGCUUCACUGCGUUCGCACUUGGAGUGAUUGCGUGGGCCAUGGGCAUGGUGCAGACGUGGUAUGUUGGACCACUGGGCAGACUGAUUGGAAGCUCGGGUGGAGACGUCUCGAAUCAGUUCGCGCUUGUGGUGACUGCGUUGAGUUAUAUUCCGAUGCGUUAUCUGGAGCUGAAGUACUUUGGUAGGUAG